UUCACCGGCAGCCAGGAGAGCAUCCUGCACCUGGAUAUCGAAGAGGUGGCCGCAUUCGGGCUCAUGGACUCACCGCACCAGCCUCGUGGCCGCGUGCAGCAGAUGAGGGAUCACCACCACCACCACCAUCACCACCACCACCAGGCCUCGACAGCGGCGCCCUCGCCGCCGCCGCCGCCGCCGCCCCAAGCUCACCAGGGGAAUGACGACCAAUCGGCAUGUGCCCAGCAGCAGCCUCAGCAGCAGCAGCCACCAGAAGCGAGCGAUGAGCGCUGCGACGGCAGUGCGGGCGCAGGCUCUCCUGACCAGCAGCAGGACAAUCAUGAGGACGAGGGGAGGGGAAAGGGAAGAGGAAAGGACGAAGGGCGAGACCUCUCCAGAGAUCCAUCCAGAGAUCCUUCCAGAGAUCCUGCCAGAGAUCCUGCCAGAGAUCCUGCCAGGGACUCCUCCAGGCCCGUCCGGCCCGCCUCUCCCGGCGCGCUCAGCACCGCAAGCGUGGCCAGCAGUGCGAGCGGCAUCAGCUGCUGCAGCAGCGCCAGCAGUGAGAGCGGCAGCAGUGUGACAGACUCGAUCCUGCCGCAGGCCAAGCGGCCGCACAUCGUGGUGAGCACUUUCUCGGACCACUCACCGGCGCAGUGACAACGCAGUGAAGCUCAAGGCUCAAGCCUGUGCACCGCAGCGACUUGCUGGCCGUACCUAUCCUAGGUAUGCUUGCCGGAGGCACACCAGCUGGGCAGAGAGAAAAUAACGGAAAAUCCGAGUCAGUUUUCCGUCGAAGACAUGUGUUAUUCGAAUGAUGUCUAGAAAUCGGGGUUUUCCCUACGAGGUGUACAGGGUGGGUGCCCGACUCUGCCGAAGUUAUGAUGUCUGCAUUCAGGUGGGCUGAUGGGUUGCCUUUGCGCUAGCCGUGCGAUGACACCCCCUCCCUUUUCCCUCUCACCCGCACCCGUGCAAGCGGGCUGGGUGCUCACCCUUUCGCUAGGGGGACGCACCUACGGACGUAUUAUAUGUAAAAUUAUCAGGGAUCUGGACUUCAAACUUAAUAAUAUCCUUCGUGGGCUCAGGCCAGCUUGACCACGGAUGAACGUCCAUCGGAAGUAGAACUAAAGCUUACGUAGAACUGGACUGGAGCUCACAUUAAUUGGAUUUCGAAAAACCCUGCCGAAAAGAUUACCGUCCAGGUAGCAGAGACGCGCAUAUGGUGCAUCAAAAAUGCCCCCAAAACGCGCUAAAAUUUUCAACAAAUGCAGGCUUUGUUAGUUGGGUGUCAAACCGGCGUCUUUUUGAGAAAAUACAUGAAAUUAAGAAAACGUGACAUCUAAGUAAGGGAGUUAAAAUGUUGCUGCUCUUUUCAAAUGCGUAUAAUGGUAUUAUUUUUUAAUUGUUAUUAAUGUCUAUCUGCAUCACAAAUUACUUCUCCUAAAAUAGCUGUAAUUUAUUCUUUCUGCCUCAUAUGGCGCAAACUGGAAACUGAAAUACUGUACUUUCAAUAACAUUAUUUUUAAAUGGUUUUGCCCAUCUUGCAAAAUUUUAUUUCUGAGCUACAUUAAAAGCUUUAUUUUCCUUCAGUGCCAAUAUAAGUAGAGUGAUAUUAAGCUUUGUAUGCAAAUCUGGCUGUGAAACCUUUACUGUAAGAAUGGGGACAAAUGAUAUAAUCUUUACAAUAAACUGGUGAUUUGAAAAAGACCUAUUUGUUAGCAAGGACAAUAUUUUAUAUAGUAGCUAUAUGAGUCCCCCUUUGUUUUAAGUCACACAUAUGUAAAUGAAUGUAAAUAAUAGGAGCUACAAACUAUGUGGAAGAUUAUUCUGCAUUUUAAAUAAGAACUUAAUUAUUCUAGUAAGACUGCGUGUUUUUGAGUGUUUUUCUAAAUGAGAUACAAUAGUAUGAUGUACACCAAACUGACUGAAGUGUUGAGUUCAUUGUGUAUAUAUAGUAAUUUGUAGUUAAUAUACAGAACAGUAUGAACAGGCACUGAACAAAUUCUCAACCAAUUGUACAACUAUGGGGUCAAUAUAUAAGAUUGCAUCAAAUUCUCUUACCAGACCAGAUAUGUAACAAAUAUGUAUUAGAACCUAUCAAAAAGCUUUACAAGGCUUAUCAUAAACAAUAACAAAUGGCAUGUACAUGUCUGUCUCCAUGAAAAUGGAGCACUUGAUGGAUACAUAUUUGUUUGGUCUUUAAAAAGAGCAGCUUUGCUGUAUUUCACAGUAUUAUGUAAGGAAGAUAAGCUUCAGGAUUUUAAAAAAUGAUGAAAAAAUCUGAAAGUUUAAAAAAUCUGGGAAUUUGUCAAAGAUUAAUUAUGGUUUGUUUUCUUGAAGAGAGUAUUUUUCAUAUUGUAUUUUUAUUCAUCCAGACAGUUUUCAUCUGAAGAGAGACAAAUGCCUUAAUUGGUAUUUCAAAUUUAUUUCCAUAUGUAUUUCCCUGCUGUUUCCCUUCUUUAUUACAAUUUACUGUUCAAUGUACUUGUAAUACAUAUCUGUAUCUGUGAAUGGCAAACACAGCUGUAAAAUUUCUAAAGAAAAUACUAAUACUAAGUCGGGCAUCAAAAUUUCACACAUUUUUACAUAAGAAAAAAGAAGAAAAUUAACUGAAAAUGGCAUUAGGACUAAUCCUCUUCAAAUUUUUUUGAAUGGGGACAUCCAGAAAUCAGUUACAAAAUAAAAGUCAAAUAGAUAGGUUGCCAAAGAUGGGAAAGUGAAAUCAUACAAUCCUAACGGUAAAACCUCUUGGACAAAUUAAUUUGAAAUACCGAAAAUGAAUGUUCAGAGGCUAGUCCAGGCCACUCAUGCACAGCAGCGUAGUGGCUGUGAUAAAAGAAAUACAAAAGGUUUUAAAUCAAAGUUCAUUAAUGAAGUACUUUGCAAGAUCAAUGUAAAACAUGUACCUUUUAAAAUCUUCUCUAGUCAUUUUUAGCUAUGUACAGUUUGUACCAACUAAUUUACUUUAUUUACUCUCAAACAAACAGUGAAUUGGGAUUUACUUCCACUUAGUGUUUGUGAACAUUUGAAAAUAAAGCUUCCCUUUCAUUUUCAA
Messenger RNA from Frankliniella occidentalis (western flower thrips), 3034 nucleotides. Its product is annotated as E3 ubiquitin-protein ligase goliath-like. The record is from RefSeq and is a predicted model, not a curated record. NCBI's taxonomy places the organism in Eukaryota, Metazoa, Arthropoda, Insecta, Thysanoptera, Thripidae.